Molecule: messenger RNA, 3395 nt
Organism: Nicrophorus vespilloides
Lineage: Eukaryota; Metazoa; Arthropoda; Insecta; Coleoptera; Silphidae
Product: protein CASC1-like
Exons: 18
Coding region: 1-3261 (1086 amino acids)
Cellular component (GO): axoneme
Molecular function (GO): microtubule binding; beta-tubulin binding
Source: RefSeq, a predicted model, not a curated record
AUGUUAAACCAUAAGAAAAUAGAAGGGUCUUCUGCCAAUUUGGAUGCUCCUGAAAAAGCUGAAGAAGAAGCGGGUAAAGAAGAGGAAGAAGGUAAAGUUGAUGAAGAAGCUAAAGCUGAAGAGAAAUCGAAAAAACCAAAAGAAAAAGAAGCAAAAAAGAAAAAGAAAGGAGAAAAGAGCACUGAAGGAUCUGAAGCUUCAAAGAAAACGAAAGCUAGUCCUAAAGAGAAAAAGAAGAAGGGCAAAGAAAAGAAAGAUCGAAAGAGCGUAUCUUCAACUAAAAGUGACAAAAAAAGUAAAAAGUCUGUAACUAUGGAUGUUUCGCAGAUGGAAGUUGACGAUUCGAAAAAGGAUUUGGCUGCAUCGGAAAGUACGAAAUUGUCAAUAUCUCAAUCUAGGGAUCUGCACAAAGAAAGUAGGAAAAGAGUAUCAGUCAAUAAGAAAUCAGAGGUUGGUCAAAAGCAACCGAAGAAACGUAAGAAAACUAAAGAUGACCUGGGAAGCGAUAGCGGAAGAAGAAGGUCUAAAGAUUCUAUUUCAAGUAUUAAAAAAGGUCAGAAGAGAAGGGGUUCGACCAUCAGUGAUAUGAGUGAAAUAUCUUUGAGAAUGCGCCAACAAUCUAUCAGUAGUAGAGCGUCUUCAAUGAGAAGAUCAUCAAUGUUUAGUAUGGAUAGCUCAUCAUCAACAUUUUCAUCAUCGGAAGAAGAAGUAGUGAAAAAACGGGGAAAGAAAAAAAAAGACAAGAAAAAGAAGACCGAGGCAGAUGUGGAGAAAAAGAAGGAGGAAGAUGAGGAUAAACCGAAGAAAGAUGAUAAAAAGAAGUGUCCAGCUAAACGAGGUGAAGGAGAUCAAAAAAAAGUUAAACUGACUGAACCUGAGGAGGAAGCGAAAGAAGAAGCACCCAAAAAGAAGAAAAAAGGAAAAUCAAAGAAAAUUCUGAAAUUUUACAAAUUAGUAGGAAAAGAACCAAAGGUAGUUGAAUCGGCGACAAAAGAGAAACAACCUAAAAAGGGAAAGAAAAAGCGUAAAGGGAAGAAGGAGAAAGGGGAGACUUUGUCUGCAAAAGAAAGGUCGAAACGCGACGAAGAAAGAAAACUAAUGGCGGAACAGGAAGCUAUCAGACUUGCAGAGGAGGAACGAAUUAGGGCAAUAGAAGAAAAGAAGGAAGCAAUCGCUACAGAGAAGCGAGAGGUCAUUGAACAAUCUCUUCGCGAAGAGCAGCUACAGCAGAGUUUGGAAUUUCGCGAUUCCAUAAUACGAGCUGGACACGAUUCCUUCAUGGCGGAUAAAAUUCAGAGCGAUUGGGAAGAUUAUUUGCGUUGCGAUGGACUCCCGAAGUGCUGGAAUCCGGCUGAUAUGAACACUUACCUGCACAUCUGGGAGAAAACCUUGAAAACUGCGGGCAUCAAAGACGCGGCCCGAAGAACCGACGAAAUUAUAAAGCUUUUAGAUGACUUAGAAGAUUUAAUUAAUGAUCCGUUCGAUGAGACUGUUAGUAGGCAACAGGAUUGGAAAUGGAUUCGUGAAGAAUUUCGAGAUUACCAAAGGGAAAGUUUGGAGUACGCCACCUAUCAUCUUUUGAGGUAUAUUGGUAAUCGUAUGAAUCGCAUCGAUAUUCCAACGGCGGAUUACUUAUUGUCCAAUAGCAAUUUCGGUUAUUGCCUUUGGACGCUUGUUAAAUUACCGACGCCAACUCCGAAUCCUAGGAUACCGGGAAGGUCUCGCUUAGAGCUCGAUUGGCCUUAUAUGUCGGCGGAAAUUCUAUUUCCUCACAGUCUUCUAUUCGAUAAUUUGGCUGUUAGAGGAAUGUACGCUAAGUACGAUCACUUGAGCGAUACAGCCGGUUCAUAUGACCCGCCGGAGAAUCCAAACUUUUAUAUACAAGAGCUUAACGAUUGCACAGCCAAGGAGUGGUUGUUGAAAGUACAUUAUAAGUACGAUAAGAGAGUAAUAGUCAAGAAAGAAUUGGAAGAGGUCGUCCAGGAAGACGGGACUGUAGUGAUGGUCGAACCAGAACCGGAUCCGGAAAUACCACCAGACCAGAUGCCUCCUGUCGUACCAUGGCAAAAAUUGGAACCCUCCGCCAGCGAAUACGCAUUAGCUAUUGAAAAGGAAGUAUUCGACCAGAAAUCAAUUUUACCUUUUGAACACGAUGAAAGUGUUCUGAACAUGAGGAAAUUCUGCAUAUUGGGUGGUGUAUAUUUCUUAGAUCUAUUCGUGCAACCGCCUCAACCGCAAGAGAUGGUUUCUUUUGAAAUUUUCAUUUCUAACCUGAUAAUACCUUGCUGCAUAGAAGAGGCGCAUUUUUACGUGGGUUACACACCUCCUCCGCCUACGGAUCCCGAUGUAAGGAAGGAACCCGAAGAGAUUGAAGAGGAAAUGAUUCGCACCGAGAGGGAAUUGGACGAAUUGAUUUUCAUCAAUUUAAAGUUGCCCUCUCAUGUGUACUGGUUCGAGGCUCCGGUUGUCUGCCAAUGGGAUCAAGAACUGAAAGUGUGGACGACGCGCGACAUUCACGAUUUUAAAUUCUUCGAGGACAAAGGCUACAUGACUUUCAGAACUGGAAAAUUCGGUGCGUUCGCUUUAGCCAACUUCAAAUAUCCGAAUUUACCAUUCCAGGCAUGGGAAAUUCGACCGGAAGACGACGGAAGCGUCACGUUUCAGCUAAUGGCUGCAAUACUAGUAGUGGAAUUUAAUGUCAAAGGGUAUUUCAUUUGUAUUAGCCAAAUGCAGAACGAGCCAAACGACGCCAUGCAGGUUCAUAUUGGGAAAUACUACAAAUUACCGAAACUUAUAAGUAUUAUGAAAAGUUACGGCGUCGAUUUGUUCCCAGAUUGCGAUACAUUCCAAUUCGUAGAAGGUACAUGUGAAAAACACUACCCAAUGGAGAGGCAUCUGUACUACGCUCUAGCUUUUGGUAGUGUGUGCUACAAUUUUUCUUGGUCCAGAUGGAACGUGACGUUAGAUUAUCGCAAAGUGGCUUUUCAGAUGCGCUUAUAUAAGUUUAACAAGCCAAAACAAUUAAACUACACUCUGGCAAUGGUGACGCCCCUAAAGGCCGUACAAAUCGACUGCACGGAGGUGAGUCAAACCUUCAGCGAGGAACCAGUCGAGAACUGCAAGUUCUAUCCGGACAUGUUCUUUUUGAUAAGGGGCGUGAGUAAUAUGGCUACCAAGAAUAAGUUGCAGGCCGCUCCUUUAAACAUGAUCAACAGUUUAUCGAACCUCUUCAUGGCCACCCGCUUCCUCAGCUUCUCCUAAUCAGCAACAAAUAAAUGAACGCCGAAAGGGCUCCAAUAAUUAUGUCUAUCGUUUAUUGUAUUGAAUCAUAUACAUGAAGCACGGUUUCUUGGCAAAUGUUCAGUGAACAGGCGUAUGCUACUCAAUGUGCUUGU